Messenger RNA from Drosophila eugracilis, 618 nucleotides. RefSeq lists its product as uncharacterized. The record is from RefSeq and is a predicted model, not a curated record. NCBI's taxonomy places the organism in Eukaryota, Metazoa, Arthropoda, Insecta, Diptera, Drosophilidae. The transcript has 2 exons. Bases 37 to 618 code for a protein of 193 amino acids.
UUGAAAAUUAAAAGUGGAAAACUUCAUCUUUUCAUCAUGGAUACGCUGCUCCAGAGAAUUUCUGGGUUUUUUGGCGGUCCUGGACUCAAAACUGAGAAUGUUGAGUAUGUGGAAGAAGCACACAAAACAUCUUCGAAUGAAGCUCAAGAAACUUCGAGUCAGGAAACGCGGAAGCCAAAGGAGUACUCUCAACCUGAUACCACGGAGCCCAUAACCUCGGGGGAUGUGCCAACCCCAGAUUUAAGUUUGCCAAAGUUGAGGGAGCAAACCUUGCCGCCCAUAAACUACGAGAUGGAGUUCGUUGACUUUGUGGAUCGCAAUGCUCCUAAGGGUAUGUCGAAGAAAAUAAUGGAGAUGUUGCCCUAUUUGCAAGUCAGCUUCCUGUCCUGGCCAGCUUUUUGGUUCUGGCGCGGCUAUAACUGGCAGUACAAACGCAGAACGGAGAGGAUUGGCUUCUACAUUCAAAGGACCUAUCAGCAGGCCAAGCUCAUGCAGUUGGCCAUCAUAGCAGCUGGCUUGUUGACAGUAUCUAUGGGUCGUCCGGCAGGCAUUCCCAUAGAACUGCAGACAGUUAAAAACGAAAACCCAGAAACUGACAUUGUUGAGGACUCCUCUUAG